This is a messenger RNA of Tupaia belangeri chinensis (Chinese tree shrew), 820 nucleotides long. It is a transcript of the gene GRP, whose product is annotated as gastrin releasing peptide. Gene Ontology annotation, biological process: neuropeptide signaling pathway. Lineage: Eukaryota; Metazoa; Chordata; Mammalia; Scandentia; Tupaiidae. The record is from RefSeq and is a predicted model, not a curated record. The transcript has 3 exons. Gene Ontology annotation, molecular function: neuropeptide hormone activity. The coding region runs from base 35 to 481 and encodes 148 amino acids.
CCUCGCCGCGGCGCUGCCAGGGCUCGCCCGGACCAUGCGCGGCCGCGAGCUCCCGCUCGUCCUGCUAGCGCUGGUCCUCUGCCAGGCGUCCCGAGGACCCGCGGCCCCGGCGCCCGCUAGCGGAGGGACGGUGCUGGCCAAGAUGUACCCGCGCGGCAACCACUGGGCGGUGGGGCACUUGAUGGGGAAAAAGAGCACAGGAGAGUUCCCGUCUGCUUAUGAGGGAGGAAGCCUGAAGCAGCAGCUGACAGAAUAUGUUCAGUGGGAAGACGCUGCAAGGAAUUUGCUGGAUCUCAUAGAAGCCAAGAGGAACAGAAGCCCUCGGCCACCUCAGCUCCUGGGCAAUCCCCAACCUAUUUGGAAUUCAGAGAAGAGCAGCAACUUUAAAAAUGUAGGUUCAAAAUGCAGAGUUGGUAGACUCUCUGCUCCAGGUUCUCGGUGUGAAGAAAGGAACCCCCAGCUGAAUGGGCAAGGACAGUGACAGCCUCUCUCAAAGGAGCGAAAACUAAACCCUUUAGAGACUGAGUUCUACGAGCACCGAUUCGGCUGGAUCAUCGGCAAGAUCUCCUGUGUGUAAAAUACUUAACCGUCGUAUCUUUUCACCCUUGACUAAAUUCAUGAUUUUCAAGCAACAUCUUCUGGUUUGAAUGUGUUUGCUGUGAAGAAUGGUCCCCAAAGAGUCUUCCAAUGAAUGCUUUUCACCCAGGCUAUUCAUUGAUCAGAUUCAAGGGCCCAGUAUUUUACAAGUCACGAUAAAAUCUGAAAUAUAUUGUUUAAGCAUUCAUAAUAAAACCUUAAGCACAUUGUCCAAAAGGCAUGC